Messenger RNA from Sphenostylis stenocarpa, 1083 nucleotides. The record is from the annotation of a GenBank genome assembly. NCBI's taxonomy places the organism in Eukaryota, Viridiplantae, Streptophyta, Magnoliopsida, Fabales, Fabaceae.
AUGCUUUCCCAGUUGGUUUCUUGGAUCGUCUCCCCCUCCCCAUCCUCUUCCUCUUCCGAAGAACAAAACCAUGACAUUAACACUGAUGAUCACAUUAAUUAUGAAAACCACCAAGACAUAAAUAUACAAGAUGACGAGAACGAACAAUAUCUUAGCUCAUGCGAUGUGGAUGACACCAUUCCCGUUGCUCUUGCCGUUCGAAAUGCCUCCCCUGCCGUGACGGUGGCCUUCCCGCCCAACGAUGAAAGAAGCAUCAUCCCCGACACCGCCCCCACAUUAGUAACAGGCUCCAAAGGGCAGCGCUCCACCAAGUAUACCGGCAUGAUGAGACAAUAUCAGAGGCUGUGGACGAAGCAGGAUGAGACGGAACUGCUGAAGGGAUACCUUGAUUACAUCAAGAAGCAUGGAAAGAGAACCACCACCCUCCAAAACGACGUAGCCUCGUUGUAUGACCACGUGAGGCCCAAACUGAACGUGGAUUUCAACAGGAAUCAGCUUGUUGAGAAGCUGCGUAGGCUAAAGAGGAAACACAAGUUGGCUUUGGACAAAGGCAAGGACAAGGAGGCUCCCUUUAGGAACCCCCAGGAUCAGGCUAUUUUCGAAAUUUCCCACAAGAUUUGGGGCAAUGGCACGGAUAACCUAUUAGACCAAGAUUCUUUGGAUGGUGAUGAAUCAGGACGCACUCCUGAAAGUCGUUACCUUGUUGGCAACAUUAAGAUGAAGAUUGAUCAACUUGACAACAGUGAUGAAAUAGACGAGAGAGUGCCAAAGCGAUUGCGGCUAGAUGAUGCAGAAGAUGUGAACAGAACAAAUGAGCAGAACAAUGUUGCUAGUAGCAUCCAGGGCUUCAUCGAGGAGACCAUGAGGUCCUGUUUCUCCCCAUUGCCGAAGGAAGUGUUGGAUGAAGGACAGGAUGAGCCACUUCCUGGGUUAGUGCCAAUCCCAUUGCCGCUAUGCCCUGAGGGAGUGGACCAUCAGCAAUGGAAAAAACGGGGGAUUGUGGAGCUGGAGGUGUAUUUGAAGCGGUUGCAAUUGUUGCACGAUCAUAUCAAGGCUAGAUUGGAGGAAUUGCGAUCUAGAUGA